Messenger RNA from Colletotrichum truncatum, 243 nucleotides. RefSeq lists its product as uncharacterized. NCBI's taxonomy places the organism in Eukaryota, Fungi, Ascomycota, Sordariomycetes, Glomerellales, Glomerellaceae. The record is from RefSeq and is a predicted model, not a curated record.
AUGCCUUCUACAUUAAAAAUUUGCCUACUUGCCCUUGUUUCCCUAGUUGUAGCGAUGCCGUCCUCUCCCAACGCUGAUCCGAAUGCGCUCUUCGCUGUUGAAAAGCGCUGCGUAGGGAUAUAUGGGAGAUGCAACAACGACUGCUGCGACUCAAUGAGGUGCAACUACAUUCCUAUAUGCGGUCCCGGCUCACGUUGCGUGUCCUACGAUCCGGCUAUUCCGUACAACCCUACAUGCAAUUAA